AUGCGUGCAAGUUCCAUUGAUAUUCAUCCGAAUGCAAAAUGGGCACAGAAUGGAAUCACUGUUGCUGGAGGAAAUGGACGAGGCAAUGAAACCAAUCAACUCUCUUGGCCAUGGAGUUUGUACGUCGAUGAUGAUCAAACGAUUUAUGUCGCUGAUUAUUAUAAUCAUCGUAUUGUGGAAUGGAAAUCUGGUGCAACGAAUGGAACAGUAGUUGCUGGUGGAAAUGGAUAUGGAAAUGGAGCACAUCAAUUAAAUCGCCCAGUAGAUGUGAUUAUCGACAAAGAUAGCGAUAGUCUCAUCGUCAGCGAUUACGGGAAUGACAGAGUAGUUCGUUGGUCUCGUCGAAAUGGUACUUGUGGAGAUACAAUUAUUUCGAAUAUCGCUUGCUGGGGUUUGACAAUGGACGAAAAUGGUUCUCUCUAUGUCAAUGACGAUGAAAAACAUGAAGUGAGACGAUAUAAAAUUGGUGACACUCAAGGAACAGUAGUUGCAGGUGGCAAUGGAAAAGGAAAUCGUCUCGAUCCCCAUGUCAUGAGAAUCACCGCGAUUUUCGCGAUUUUCUAA
This is a messenger RNA of Rotaria sp. Silwood1, 564 nucleotides long. Lineage: Eukaryota; Metazoa; Rotifera; Eurotatoria; Philodinida; Philodinidae. The record is from the annotation of a GenBank genome assembly.